AUGGUGUUUACCAGGCAUGCCGGGAACGGGAUAUUACACAUCAAGAAGCACUUACAACUGAGGAAUAAGGAACUUUUGGUGAGGAUGAAAGAGGUCGAAGAUCUCGAGAAGGAGUUGGAAUCAGUCAAGGAAGCAUUGAAAGUGGCUCUGAAAGGCACUUGGCAUUGGAAAGAUGAAUACGACGAUUACUUCGCCUCAUUUAUCGCCGGCGGCAGCCACAACGAAGAGGUUGAGAACACGGCAGACCGCCAGAUCAAACCCCAAGCACCAAUCGUGCUUGGUGUACUAGUAGGCCUGGAGACGUUUCCAGAGUUUCUCGACGAUGUCGAAAAAUACGUCCGUGUGGUAGGGGUAGUGUGCCCUGGAGCAUCGAUUGACAACCAACACAUCGAUACUAUGCGGCGCUUCCUUGACCCGAAGAUUUCCGGAUGGCUCGAGACACAUCUACAACAACAAGGUAUCAACACCAUACCACCUCCUGAUUACGACUAUGGAAUUACAUGGGCGAGCUUCAACCCGAGGGCUCUUGAAUUUGUGGAAGUCCUGGGUGGUUCACCCACAAUCACCUCGGAGAACCCACUGUGGCAUGAGUACCUGCUGAAGCUUCCGCUGGCUCCAGAGACGACAUCACAGAUGACAUUGAAUAUGCCGAAAUUAUGCGCCGACCAGGGAAUCGUGACCCAACACUUGCAGACUUGA
Tricharina praecox is the source of this 699-nucleotide messenger RNA. RefSeq lists its product as uncharacterized. Lineage: Eukaryota; Fungi; Ascomycota; Pezizomycetes; Pezizales; Pyronemataceae. The transcript has 3 exons. The record is from RefSeq and is a predicted model, not a curated record. The coding region runs from base 1 to 699 and encodes 232 amino acids.